CCAGUCCAGGUGUAGGAGCGGAUGUAAACAGUAAAGGUUAAUUGGUCAGGUAGAGCCUGUAAUACCAGACGGAGCUGGCUGUGAGAAUUUGAUCCGCGGACAGGUAACUCAAGCAUCCGUCACUGCGGCUAUCCGCCUCUCACCCCGGGGCCUAUAUAAAGCGUGUGUCGCCUGUCCGCGGCCACCAUAAAGCCUUACCUCCUGCUCUGGACGUGGACGCGGCGGAGCCCUAACAGCGGAUUAAUAUGUCACUCACUUCUAUCCUUUCGGCUGAGGCCAUUGACAAAGCUCUCAAGGAGUGUCAAGCUCCUGAAUCAUUCGAUCACAAGAAGUUUUUCCAGUCGUGUGGUCUGUCCUCAAAGACGGCCCAGGAGGUCAAAGAGGUCUUCCGGAUCCUCGAUGACGACAACAGCGGGUACAUCGAGGAGGCCGAGUUCAAGUUCUUCUUGCAGCGGUUCAAGCCUGAUGCGCGGAUACUGACUGACAAAGAGGCUAAAAGCCUCAUCUCAGCAGCUGAUAAUGACAGCGAUGGCAAGAUCGGAGCAGAGGAAUUCCAGAGUAUGGUUCUGUCCUGAGCUCUGCGUUUGAGGAAACUCCAAAGUGUUCAAGUCUUCUCGCCUCUCCUGCAGAUCCCAGCCUCUGUUCCCACCAGUUUCAUUAUUUUUCUGUCCAAAUUCUGUGUGCUUUGAUUGUUUUUAAAUGACCUUUUUGCUCAUUCAAAGACAAGCCCUGUUAUAUUUGCCUCUUCAUUGCCUUUGGUUAUUGGUUUCUGUUCUGUGCACACCCCACAACUCACCACUGACAACGAAUGAGAUCAAUAAAUAAACACAUGGAAACU
Molecule: messenger RNA, 838 nt
Organism: Myripristis murdjan (pinecone soldierfish)
Lineage: Eukaryota; Metazoa; Chordata; Actinopteri; Holocentriformes; Holocentridae
Gene: pvalb9
Product: parvalbumin 9
Exons: 5
Coding region: 246-575 (109 amino acids)
Cellular component (GO): cytoplasm
Molecular function (GO): calcium ion binding
Source: RefSeq, a predicted model, not a curated record